Messenger RNA from Drosophila mauritiana, 2087 nucleotides. Its product is annotated as RISC-loading complex subunit tarbp2-like. The transcript has 3 exons. The record is from RefSeq and is a predicted model, not a curated record. The coding region runs from base 351 to 1556 and encodes 401 amino acids. Lineage: Eukaryota; Metazoa; Arthropoda; Insecta; Diptera; Drosophilidae.
ACAAAGUCCGUCAAAAAGUGAUAGGGAUGGUUUGUAUUGGUAACUAGGAGUGAAGAAUAUGGAAAGGAAUGGCCCAAAUAUGGAAUGUUAUACCUUGUAGAUGGCAACUGAUCACAUUGUCCUUGGAUCUAAUUUCAUCCAACAAACGGAGCUGUCAAAACCAUGUACCCCUGCCCCACCCGAAAUUUAUUCAGUUUACUUUCAGAGCUCGUCUGGAGCAGAACUCGUCUCAGUACGAAAAAUCUAAAAAUUUCCCAAUUAUUUUCUAAUUGUGAGCUAAAAAUUUUACAAGCAAAACAAAAAAGAAAAACUAAACAGAAAUCGCUUUUUCGGUACUCGACCAACGCGUGAUGGGCAACGGCACGACCAAGAAGAUAGCCAAGCGCUUGGCCGCCCACAGCAUGUGUGUGCGGCUUGCCCGGCCCUUUACGGCCAUGGGUGCAGGACGCUCGAAGGAGUCGGCCAAGAAUGCGGCGGACCGUGCGGUCAUCGACGAGCUGAGCGGCGCGCAGCUGCCGGAAUCGCCUAGCAGCUCCGCUGGUCCGUCAGUGACUGGCGGAGGAGAUGCCGGCGAGGAGACCGUCGGUAAUCCUAUUGGCAGGCUACAAGAAUUGUGUGUGCAACUGCGGUGGCCACCACCGUCGUAUGAAGCGGAAGUGGGUCUGCCCCACGAGCGGGUCUUCACGAUCGCUUGUUCGGUACUCCACCACCGCGUGAUGGGCAAGGGCACGACCAAGAAGAUAGCCAAGCGCUUGGCCGCCCACAGCAUGUGUGUGCGGCUUGCCCGGCCCUUUACGGCCAUGGGUGCAGGACGCUCGAAGGAGUCGGCCAAGAAUGCGGCGGACCGUGCGGUCAUCGACAAGCUGAGCUGCACGCAGAUACCGGAAUCGCCUAGCACCUCCGCAGGUCCGUCAGUGACUGGCGGAGGAGACGGCAUUGCUAAUGCCACGGGCGGAGGAGAUGCCGGCGAGGAGACCGUCGGUAAUCCUAUUGGCAGGCUACAAGAAUUGUGUGUGCAACUGCGGUGGCCACCACCGUCGUAUGAAGCGGAAGUGGGUCUGCCCCACGAGCGGGUCUUCACGAUCGCUUGUUCGGUACUCCACCACCGCGUGAUGGGCAAGGGCACGACCAAGAAGAUAGCCAAGCGCUUGGCCGCCCACAGCAUGUGUGUGCGGCUUGCCCGGCCCUUUACGGCCAUGGGUGCAGGACGCUCGAAGGAGUCGGCCAAGAAUGCGGCGGACCGUGCGGUCAUCGACGAGCUGAGCGGCGCGCAGCUGCCGGAAUCGCCUAGCAGCUCCGCUGGUCCGUCAGUGACUGGCGGAGGAGAUGCCGGCGAGGAGACCGUCGGUAAUCCUAUUGGCAGGCUACAAGAAUUGUGUGUGCAACUGCGGUGGCCACCACCGUCGUAUGAAGCGGAAGUGGGUCUGCCCCACGAGCGGGUCUUCACGAUCGCUUGUUCGGUACUCCACCACCGCGUGAUGGGCAAGGGCACGACCAAGAAGAUAGCCAAGCGCUUGGCCGCCCACAGCAUGUGUGUGCGGCUUGCCCGGGAUUGAUGCGGGCAAAAUCAGCGACAGGAUCUGCGGCGAGUUGGAGGGCGAACCCCGCAGUAGUGAAAAUUAUUUUGGUGAAUAUCUCUGUGCCGAAACGGACCACGCAGCACGCAGCGACAUACGCACACAUACAGAAAAUCAUACUGCCUUGCAAACCAAACGAAUAAUCAUACUGCCAUGCAAGUCAAACAGAUACAAGAUACCUACACGAACAGAGUGCAGUUGCUAAGUCCAGGAACGUCCCACUUUUAAGCCAUAAACCAAAUUAAUUGCCAUCCCGCUGAUACAGGUGCUAGCAGCCACGCCACAUUACCUUUUGUAACGACAUGAAAGUAAUGGCAAAACUACCGUUUAACGCAUCAAACUGGGAAACGAACAUCAAGACUCCUUCAACAUUUGACAUUUUGCCAACGGGUUAAAUAGUAUAGCUAUCAAAUCGAUGGUACCGGUCCCGUUGUACGAGAGGAUUUCGUCGUUUUGCCCGAUAUUAACAAUUCGCUUGUCCUUGUCUAUAUAAACACAAUAUAAAAACAA